AUGGCUCCUGCAACCCCAGUCACUCGUUUCGUUUCCUUUUUCCUUUUUGCACUUGUUGCACUCCUAUGCAUCUACCAUGGCACUCAGUCCGAUAAUCUCCGCCUUACCACCUAUGCUAAGCGAUCAUUGCCUGAUGAUGCCACCAUUCAGCCCCGGCUGAACCUUGGUACUGAGCUUCAUCUCCUAUCAAAGCGCGCCGCUCCUAAGAACAGAGCUGAGGCAGUGGAGAAAGGCAGAGGAUAUAUGUGCCAGUUAGAGGAUAUAGAACCAAUCGAUUUACCUUCCGAGCUCAAGGAUUUGCAAGCUUUCUACGGAUAUUGGUCUGAAGAGCCUUACGGGGCGAGCAACGGCAAUCCUACAGAGACAGGAUCAAAGAUUCCAGUGGCAUUGGCCGCGAAAGGUCUGCCUAUUAAUAUAGGAGAUCGAGGUUUGCAGGGGUUGAAAUAUCGCCAGGAUCACCAAUAUAAAGUUGGCAACACAUACUAUGACGGGACAGACGGCCACUACAAGGCCAGUAUAAGCACCAAGGCGGGUUACAUCUCCGCAGAAGACAACGAAAGUCCAGCCUACAUGAUUACUGAGUACGGGUUGAAUCAGCCCUCUCCAACCAUAUCUAGGCUAUCUGACGUUUACUUCUUACUCUGGAAGGAAGUGGCUCGCGGUUCGGAGACUGAAUUAAAAAAUAUCAAAUAUUUUAUCCGCCACCAUGUGAUUAACGACGCAUCUUUGGAUGUUGCGCUGGAGGUGGCCAGUGGAAAACCUCUUCCCCCCAGAAAGGAAGAGGAGCCUAGGGACACGAGCAUGGUGAAAGAAUGGCCGGGUAAAUCCUAUGACAUGUCUACUGAUGAUGGUAAAGCGAUUUUGGGGACUCCCAAUGGUGCCGGUGUAGCCCGUUUCCUCAUGGACCACAAGCCAGAAUUGGGAGUAAAGGCCCCCAGCAAGGUGACCCUAUUCAAGACUACUGGCCACACAAAUGCCAAAACCAACCAGCCAGAGGACUGGGUCCAUUUUCUAUUCGAAAUCAGCCCUGUUCACAAGAAGAAGCGGAGAGGAAGGAAGUAA
Messenger RNA from Aspergillus nomiae NRRL 13137, 1062 nucleotides. RefSeq lists its product as uncharacterized. The record is from RefSeq and is a predicted model, not a curated record. Lineage: Eukaryota; Fungi; Ascomycota; Eurotiomycetes; Eurotiales; Aspergillaceae. Bases 1 to 1062 code for a protein of 353 amino acids. The transcript has 2 exons.